Messenger RNA from Drosophila innubila, 2268 nucleotides. Its product is annotated as transcription factor grauzone. The transcript has 4 exons. Gene Ontology annotation, cellular component: chromosome; nucleus. Gene Ontology annotation, molecular function: zinc ion binding; chromatin insulator sequence binding. Gene Ontology annotation, biological process: regulation of transcription by RNA polymerase II. The record is from RefSeq and is a predicted model, not a curated record. The coding region runs from base 100 to 2145 and encodes 681 amino acids. Lineage: Eukaryota; Metazoa; Arthropoda; Insecta; Diptera; Drosophilidae.
AAACACAGCAAGCCUAAUUUAUUUAACAUAUUUGUUUUAAGCAUUAACAAAUGACGGUUGUAUAGCUUUUGCAACAGAAAUAUCAUAAUUUAAUUGGCCAUGGCCGCCUGUGUGCUUUGCCUUGGAUGCUGCAAAAUCGGCGAGUCCUUUAAGAUAUUUUCGGAGGCAGGUUUGCGGCUAAACAUUUGCCAAACAAUAAACAAACAUUUUUGGCUUGAGUUGAACAGCGCGACCGGCGAAAUUGAGGAAGUCUGUUAUCAGUGCUGGGAAUGUGUUAGCAACUUUAAUGAGUUCUACCAAGGCGUCUACAACGCGCAUCAGGAACGACGCGAAGUCAAAAAUGUGCCCAUCGAUUUCUGUGCCGAAUCUGAAGCCACUAAUCCACUGGCCUUUGGAGCUGAGCUGGAUGCACUGGACGAGGACUUCUUUGCAUCUGGUAAUGUUAAGGUGGAGGUGAACGAACUGGAACCAUUGCCCAAGCUGGAAAAUCUGGAGCAGCCAGUGCUUGAAGAACCAAAAGCCACAAAGCGCGCCAUUGCCGAUAAUCCAACAACUACAACUGCAAAGCGUCGCAUUAAAAAGGAGAAACUGACGAUCCUCAGUGACUCCGAUGGGGAUGUACCACUCGCUGAGUUUCUUGACCUGAAAAGGGCUGGAAAACCAACGGCAUCAGGGGAUGAUCAAACAGCAGCCAAGGGCAGACAAUUGCGUAGGAGCUCUCGACGUGGCUGCAGAGUGAAAACAUCGCCUGAAUCAUCUCCAGCAAAUUUAAAGAAGGAGUUCUUGUCGGACGAUGAGCUUGAUAAUGACAAUGACAUGGAUUUCGCGGCUCCCGAGGCCGUGCUCGGCACCGAUGACAGUGAGACUUCCAGUGAAAGCAGCGGCAGCGAGUCUGGAGACAGUUUGCCCGACGUGGAGCCAGAGGAGCGUUACGCCGAGAUUCCCAAGCGAGUUGUAGUCAAGCCCAAGAAAUAUCGGAAGCGUGAGAAGCCACUGGUUGCACCCGUGCGCAUGAGUCGGGAAGAGAUUGAGAAGCGGAAAGCUCAGCAAAACGAAUACGAUGAGAUUAUAUUUGACUUCUUCAAGAAACUGCCAUGUCACAUAUGCAACCUGCUGGUGCAGAACUUUGGAGAUAUGCGACGCCAUCUACGCAUGACCCACAACAUUGAAAGUGGAUUUAUUGCCUGCUGUGGUCGCAAAUUCCAUAUACGCAAAGGUCUAGCUGAACAUGUGCUCGUCCAUAAAAAUCCUGAGCACUUUAUGUGCACCCAAUGCGGUCGUGUUUUCCAGGACUCGAAGACUCUCGAGACGCACGAGCAAACACACACAAAUCCUCAGACACAGGAGAAAACCACUUACCAGUGUGAAAAGUGUCCCAAGAGCUUUACCACAAAGGCAGCUCGCGAGUAUCACAAUUUGUCCAAACAUGUACCCAAGUCGGACUUUAAGUUCCCCUGUCCCGAGUGCAACAAGAAAAUGCCGACGGAGCGUAAACUGAAGCAACAUCUGCGUUACAUGCACGAUCCGGAGAGUGCCAUCAUCUGCGACAAGUGCGGCAAAACGUUGCGCACUCAGGCGAAUCUCAAGAAGCACCACGAACUGGAACAUUCCGAUGCGCCGCGUCCCAAGCCAGAUCGUGUGCAGUGCGAGAUAUGCGGCACAUGGCUAAGCCACAUGUCCGGCCUCAAGCAGCACAUGAGCACCGUGCACGAGCCACCCGGAACCGAGCAUCGUUGUCCCAUCUGCGACAAGAAAUCGACGAAUGCGCGUGCUCUUAAACGCCACAUUUACCAUAAUCAUCAAUGCGAGAGAAAGUUCCGGUGCACCAUGUGUGAAAAGGCGUUCAAGAGGCCACAGGAUCUAAGAGAGCACACAUCCACGCACACGGGCGAGGUGCUGUACACCUGUCCCAACUGUCCGCAGACGUUCUUCUCCAAUGCCAACAUGUACAAGCAUCGCCAGCGACUGCAUCGCGCUGAAUGGGAGGCGGAUCGCAAGAAACCCCUCCCGCCUAACAUCAUGAAACAAGCCUCUUCCACAAUUAAGAAACGACAGGUGCUCACAAUCACGACGGGCCUGGGAGUUUUUACACAAUCCACUGACCUUGCUGCGGCUGUCCACAAGCAGGAGCCUCAACUGCAAUAGUUUUUUAUAUUUAUGACAAAAUAGAAUAAAUCAUUUACUCGAUAUAUAUAUAUAUGAUAUGAUAUAUAUUCCGCACAGAAGUACAUUCAUAGAUUAAAGAUAAACUUAAACAUACAUAUAUAA